AUGUGUGUUUUUUGUCUAGUUUCUUAUAAAAAAACACCAAUUGUCAAAAAAAAUAUCAAGGCAAGUUUGGAGUGGGCUAAAAAACAUUAUUUGUGGUUGAAUGAGAGAUGGCCUAGUGUAGUUUUAAUAGAUGAAUCAAAAAUAAAUUUUUAUGAAUCUGGCGGUACAAAAUUGUAA
Vairimorpha ceranae is the source of this 177-nucleotide messenger RNA. RefSeq lists its product as hypothetical. Bases 1 to 177 code for a protein of 58 amino acids. Gene Ontology annotation, molecular function: nucleic acid binding. NCBI's taxonomy places the organism in Eukaryota, Fungi, Microsporidia, Nosematidae. The transcript has a single exon. The record is from RefSeq and is a predicted model, not a curated record.